AUGUCUCUUAAACGUAAAGCCUCGGUUUCAGACUUGUCCUCCAACAAGACGCCGAAGAAGGGUCGAAGGUCUCUGGAAGACACUCAGCCAAAAGUCUACGGGUUCGGAGGGGCGCAGAAGGACGAAUAUGUCUCAGAAGUUGACCCAAUGGAAGGUGUAGAUCAGCCGAGGAUUGCGGAAGAGACUCUUCGAUUGGGCGUGGUAAACAGCACGAUGCGACCAAGAGAGGAGUUGGCUAGAUUGUUAGCUUUGUAUGAUGGAGAGCCAGAUGACAAAGCCAAGCGAUGGACAGAAUUGGUUUUCAUCGUGUUCGCUAAGGAAAACUUCAAACAGGACCAUUCGGGUCCGCCAGGCUGGUCUACCACGACUGGUCCGCUCACGAAUGCACAGCUUAGGGACGCAUACUGCGCACAGUUUGAUAAGGAGGUAGGCGCUGAAGCCGCCAUGAAACGAUAUAGAAAUGACAAACAAAAGGUAUACAAUGCUUUCCAUGAGCAUCCACGGACCAUCACCUACGCACCGAGGCAGAGGAAAGCAAAGCAGCAUAGAUCCAAAGAGAAGAAGCCGGAUAUUUUUGAGGAAGUAAGUGUCGAUGACUUCGCCGCGAGCGACCUCAACAAGUUUGACGCUCAUGAAGGCGUAGGGGAUGAGAGCAACCUGGAACACAUCCUGGAGCACACAGAGGAAGCCGGAAAGCAACAAAAUCCCGUUCCGACUCACGUUCUUGUAGAGCAUAGACGGAGCGUGGAGGCCAACGAUAUGCGUCGAUACGUGGAGGACAGUUGGGGGAUAGGUGAGGACAAACACAAGCCGUGGGUAAGUAUAAGGCUUGCUGAUAGCUUUCACCGUCUCAUGGGAGCGGCUUCGGUUCCUACGGAGCACUUGAGGACUUCUCGAGCAUACCUCGAGCUUUGCAUGCAUACGAACGUUCGAGAGAUUUGGUUGACAGGCGUCUCGCGUCUUACACUGCAGCGCUACAUUCAGUGCCUUUCUCCGGUGCGUUUGUGGAAGCUCCCGCAGUUUGAUUUUGCUUUGAGGUUUCGGGAGUAUCACCCUGCUAUGGCUGGCUCGUCCUGUAAGCGUGUUGUUUGGAAUUUCGAGGCAACACUCGACCUCUAUGAGCUUGCCUCGCAACUUCGAGACUGCCAUGUGAGGAAUCUCGUUCUAGAGCACUGGCGAGCGCAGUUGCAAGCAAAUGACACAUACGAAGUUGGUCUCGUCGAGAUGCAGCUGUUGUAUGAUCGCCUUACGAUCGACGACCCCGCGCUCCAGUUCUGGACUCAAGCACUUCAAGACUUGCUAACUUCCCACGAAGCCAGGAUGGAUGUCGAUCUAGUCGAUAGCGACUCCGCCACUUCCUUCUUCGUCACGAACAAACACAAAGACAAAGGCGAUGACGCAUUCCAUUCCCAGUAUCAUCGUUGCCGCCAUCUGGAUCAGAAGAAUGAGAAGUGCCACUAUUCCCAAAAUCAUCAUACAGAGGCAUUGUAUUCUCUGGAUGACUUCAAUGCUAUCGCAGUACGUCUGCUCCUUUCAGAAGGCUGGCCGGAACAGGAUGAGCACGUGCAGAGCGCGGCAAUCGUUCUCAAGAAAGAGUUUUUCAACAAGUACUCGUCGUUGUACGAUGGAACUGCCGCUGUGCAAGAUUAG
This is a messenger RNA of Didymosphaeria variabile, 1650 nucleotides long. RefSeq lists its product as uncharacterized. The record is from RefSeq and is a predicted model, not a curated record. Lineage: Eukaryota; Fungi; Ascomycota; Dothideomycetes; Pleosporales; Didymosphaeriaceae. The transcript has a single exon. Bases 1 to 1650 code for a protein of 549 amino acids.